AUUACACACUUUCCGUCUAAUGGUGGCGCACUUCGUGAGAAACGGAGACGAUGUAUUUGGUCUGGUUCCCUGACCAACACAUACAGUAUUCAGGCCUUGCACAACAAUAAUAAACAACGGCUGAGACAAGGUAUCAAUCGCCGGUGUGUGGAGCUACGGAGCUACGCUACGCGUAUACUAGGCAAUACAAACGCAAUCCAAAUCGGCUGUCUACAUGUUUACGUCGGAGUUUUUAACUUCAAACAUCACACAGUCAGGUUAUUUAUACAAUCGCUCACCGCAGUCAUGUCUGAAGAGACAGAAUCUACUGAGCCUGAGGUUGUUUUCCAAGUCGAGGGGCAAGAAGAAGUCAUUUCCGAAGUGCUUGAAUUCGAAUUCGUUGAACAUCAUGAACAAGUUCAAGUUGAGCAUGUGGACAUGGUGGAAGAGCAUGGCAAUGAACAAGAAGAUGAAAACAUGGAACUGGAAGGUGUCAGUUCAGCAAGCGAAUAUGUUGAGGAAGAUGGCGACAGAGUUGACAUUACAUCCAAGCACGGGCAACAUGACAGGGAACCAGAAAGAUAUAUCAUCAACACUGUGGACAUUGAAACAACAUCUGACUCAAGUCCACAUUCCAGUUCAGCAGAGACAGACCACGAGCCAGAGCAGCCAACCAAGAACUUGAGAUCAGAUCGGCUAAAAAAGGACAAGGAAUCUAAGACUAAGAAAAAGCACAUCAAAGCUGGCCGGAUCACAAAGAGAACAAGGAGAGAAAAGACAAGGACUGCGUCCCCAAAGGCCAAGAAACACGUUGGUAGAAGGACAAGACAAUCUCGGCAAGCUCAGCUUAAGAAGGAGAAAAUCAAGAUGGCAAACCAGUACCUAAGAAAAGGCCUGGACAAUCCUACAUCCGCACCUGAAGUAGCCGACAUCCCUGAACUAGAAAGGCUCAAGCGUGGUCUUGAGGAUUUAACAUCUGGCAAGUACAAGACUGUAUCUGCAGCAGCUGCUUACUGGAGGGUCCAUGCCGGGAAGCUGUACCGACGCUACAGAGGGGAUAUUCCUUGUGAUUCCAGGCAUGGACCAGCCCCAGUCUUGACUGGAGCAGAGGAGGAGGACUUGGCUACUUGGAUCCUUACCAUGUCCCAAAGAGGUUUCCAAGUAUCUGCUGCUCUGGUGAGGGAUGCCGUACAGAGCUUCUUCAAGAGGGACAACAGCCCUUUCAUCAACGGCAGACCGUCCUAUCGCUGGUAUUACAGCUUCCUUCAGCGCAAUGACAAGCUCAAACACUUGAAACCUUCAAACCUAACUUUGUUAUGUGAUUCAAAUCCUACUAAGGCAGUCAUAAGUGAAUGGUUUCAAGAACUAACGUCCUUUCUCUUGAAAUUGGGCAUUGCAGAGAAACCUGGCCAAAUUUACAACUAUGCCGAAACGGGAUUUGAAAUGAACAAGAACACUGAUCGCAUUGUUGUGUUCUCACAAGCAGCCCGAGGAAAAUCAAAGCCCACCUGCCUUAAGAGGGGUGUGAUUGUUGGUAUGUGUGCCAGUGCUGAUGGGCGAAUUCUUCCUCCGUUCAUCAUAUACAGGGGCCAGAAGAUGCCACAGCAUUGGGAUCCUCUUGAUGGUGCUCCUAAAGGAUCCGGAACAUUCUUCCUUGAGAAGGACGGGGAGAAGCAAGAAGCAUUCAGCCACUGGAUGGAGCAUCACUUCUUGAAGAAUAUUGGGAGGAAGCGCCCUGUUGUUCUUUUGCUGAGUAGCCACCAGAGUGAGAUAUCCUAUAAGACUUAUGUUACCGCUCGCCAAAAUCAUGUCUAUCUGUUUAGGAUCCCACUGAAGGCUGCUUCUCUUCUGCAGCCCAUAGAUGUUGGAGGAGAGGCAGGAGAGGGACCCUUUAGGUCUGCCUGGAUCAUGAAAUGGGUGACGGAAAACCGGAGUGUUCCUGUCAACUUUCAUAACGUGGCCCAGGUCAUCAACUCUGCAUGGCAUGAAGCCGAAAACUCAGAAGCUAUCCGCACAUGCUUCAUCCAGUCAGGAAUUCACCCCCUGGACCGAGAGAUGAUCGACGACGACCACCUACCUGAAGGAGACCUGGAUUUCUUAAACAAGGAUGCCCCACAGUUUGAGGAAUCUCUACCUCUGCAUGCCUCUCAAAAUGUGCAUCCCACUUCUGACACCAAUGCAAAUGAUUAUCCCACAGCUGAUGCUGAUCCCAAUGUUGCAGAAGUUGUCUUCCAUAAGCUCGACAGGAAGCUUGAUAAAACCACCAGAGAGACAUACAGAACAUGCAUCAAGAGUGGGUUAGACCUUGAGGAGACGCCUCUCUUUUCUGUGUGGAAGAGACUCUAUUUGGAAGCCUUUCACAGUAACUCUCAGUCAUCUCCAAGGACAAGGAAAGCAAAGAGGUCCACAGGGUCCAGCAAGAGGCAAUCCCCUAGAGGCAAAAGGACCAGCAAGCAUGGCAAGGAUGACGUCUUUUGCCCGGUCUGUGAUGAAAGGUUCGGAGAUGAUGGUGGAGAGGAUUGGAUUGGGUGUGAUGGCCGGUGUCAAUCCUGGUACCACGUCAACUGCCUUCCCCCAGAGGUCGUGACCCCAGCCCUGCUCGAAGACAAGGAAAUGGUCUGCCCAGACUGUUCAAGCUCAAGGUAAAUGUACGACAAAAAUGCCUGUACCUCUGCAACGUCAGCAUAUCUACAUAUCUUCAAAUGCUUCUCAUGUGCUUCUGGCGUUAGAGUUCAUCAUGACUGACCGUUGACGAUGUAAUCUUGUACUCUGGACAAUGCAGACCAUGCCAUUAGGACAAUUUGACCUGUUGUAAUGAAGAGCUUUUGUUGUGACCGGAACCUUUCUGGGUACAUUUUACAUUUCCGUUAAACAAGUAUUCUGGAAUAAAAUCAGCAGGAACUGUCAACUUCUUUUACCAGUAAAAUGUCCAUAUAUCGCAGAAUGUGAAACUUUGUUAUGUAGCAUAUAAAAACUUUAUUGCCCUUUCGAAAGUAUUUGACUACUGAACAUGUGAAAAAUGUCUUUGAGACAUCUUUGGUGAUGUAGUCACAUUUUUGUCCAGAAACACAAGUAGUUUCCACUAAAAUGUUCACCUUUUUCUUUGAGAAUCAGAGGUUCAUGACCCAUAAUUUUUACUUUUUUCAGUAUCAGUUUUGGCAUUCCGAAAACAAAAGUCUUUGGCUACAGCUUUCUAGUUGACUUCUGUUGAUUGUUUUUAAAUUUCUGUAAUUAUUCUUCUCAAAGGGCCUUGUAGAUCAGCCAGUGGCGUAUCUAGCUGAAAUGGCGCUAUAAUAUAUAUUAUCUUCAAGCAAACUUGAAUCCUCGAUCCUGAUUGGUCGAUUCAUGGCAACAAGCCGUGCUACAUAUAACCAUACCGCACGGCCACGGUCCAUACCGCACUCCGCGUAUUGCGCUAUUCUAAGCCUACGUGACGCGAUUAGUGCUGCACAAUUCACUGUGAAUUCAAAAGUUGCGCGUAGGUUACACAGCAUGCAUGUACUUUACUGUGCGUCAAGUUUGCGUGAAGAUAAAUCCGUUACCACGCUCGUACUCGUGGAUCACGGAAAAUGUAGUGCGCCUGUGUCCCACAUACCACUUGGCCUGUGGGACACAGAGGCACUACAUUAUUCUGUGUUCCACUCGCGCUCGCAAGAUAACUAAUUGUAUAUGCAUAAUAAUGAUCAGUUUUAAAGCACUCACAUUUGGAAGAUGAGUACCAGCCCCCCC
Messenger RNA from Patiria miniata (bat star), 3708 nucleotides. RefSeq lists its product as uncharacterized. Lineage: Eukaryota; Metazoa; Echinodermata; Asteroidea; Valvatida; Asterinidae. Gene Ontology annotation, cellular component: nucleus. The transcript is spliced from 3 exons. The annotation marks the transcript as partial. The record is from RefSeq and is a predicted model, not a curated record. Gene Ontology annotation, molecular function: DNA binding.